Sceloporus undulatus (fence lizard) is the source of this 910-nucleotide messenger RNA. RefSeq names its product proteasome 20S subunit beta 1 (gene PSMB1). Lineage: Eukaryota; Metazoa; Chordata; Lepidosauria; Squamata; Phrynosomatidae. The transcript has 7 exons. The record is from RefSeq and is a predicted model, not a curated record. Gene Ontology annotation, cellular component: proteasome core complex.
UCCACUUCCGGUUCCGGUCUCGAGGUGCCAUUUUGUCGUGAGACAGCAUCCAGAGGAGUCGCGAAGGGAAGAUGCUCUCGACUGCUGGCGGCUGCGUGGAGCCCGCCUUUUGGCCGGGCUGCGAGGGUCAGCGGGGGGCCAACGCCGCCGCUCAGCGCCGCUUCUCCCCUUACGCCUUCAACGGCGGGACUGUAUUGGCCAUUGCUGGGGAAGAUUUCUCUGUUGUUGCCUCGGAUACCCGAUUGAGUGAAGACUAUGCUGUCCAUAGCCGAGACAGUCCAAAAUGCUACAAGCUGUAAGACAAGUGGAUAAACCCUUGCGCCUGGUUCCAGGGAAACUGUUUGAAUAUUACAAAUUGUUUAUAAAGUCUUUGUAAAAUGUACAAACAUUCCAAUAACAAGAUUAUGAGUUCAGGUGCUAUUGCAGCCAUGCUUUCUACAAUCCUGUAUUCCCGGCGUUUCUUCCCUUAUUAUGUCUAUAACAUAAUUGGUGGAUUGGAUGAAGAAGGGAAAGGAGCAGUUUACAGCUUUGAUCCUGUAGGCUCCUACCAGAGAGAUACUUUCAAAGCUGGUGGGUCAGCAAGUGCCAUGCUGCAGCCUCUGCUAGACAACCAGGUUGGCCUCAAGAAUAUGCAAAAAGUGGAGCAAGUAUCUUUAUCCUUGGAAAAGGCCUUGCAGCUAGUAAAGGACGUCUUUAUUUCUGCUGCAGAAAGAGAUGUAUACACAGGAGAUGCCCUAAAAAUCUGUAUUAUCACAAAGGAUGGAAUUAAAGAGGAAACUGUUCCAUUGCGAAGAGACUAAAUUGGUACACUGUGCAAUUAAAGAUUUUUCAGUAUGUACCCCAUACUUUUUAUUUUGGUUGUUUACUGGUGGCAUGAUAUCUGACAUAUUAAAAAAAAAAAGGAACCAAA